This is a messenger RNA of Rhincodon typus (whale shark), 4344 nucleotides long. Its product is annotated as arylsulfatase G. Gene Ontology annotation, molecular function: arylsulfatase activity. The record is from RefSeq and is a predicted model, not a curated record. The transcript is spliced from 9 exons. The coding region runs from base 1 to 1218 and encodes 405 amino acids. Lineage: Eukaryota; Metazoa; Chordata; Chondrichthyes; Orectolobiformes; Rhincodontidae.
AUGGGAAUGAAGAACAUGAAAAAGAUGGCUGUAGCCAAAUUUGAGGACUUCCAUGCAGCUGCCUCUACUUGUUCCCCAUCUCGGGCUUCUCUGCUGACAGGGCGCCUGGGGCUACGGAAUGGCGUUACCCAUAAUUUUGCUGUAAACUCAGUAGCUGGCCUACCGCUGAAUGAAACAACACUGGCAGAAGUUCUAAAGCAAGCCAAUUAUUCGACAGCAAUAAUUGGUAAAUGGCAUCUUGGACAUCAUGGCUAUUACCAUCCAAAUUUUCGUGGCUUUGACUACUAUUUUGGAAUACCGUACAGUAAUGAUAUGGGUUGCACGGAUGAUCCUGGGUACAAUGUUCCUCCAUGCCUACCUUGUCCGAGGGAUUCUGAUAUACAAAGCUGUAGACGCAACACAUGUACCACAGGUGUAGCAGUGCCACUCCUUGAAAACCAAAUGAUAAUAGAACAACCAGUCAAUCUCAGCAGCCUGGCAGAGAGAUAUGCAGAAAAAGCUAUACAAUUCAUCCAGAAGGCAAGGGAGAGUUUACAUCCAUUCUUCUUGUACUUUGCCCCGGCCCACAUGCAUGUUCCUUUACAGUAUAAUUCUCGAUUUGCUAACACUUCCAAACGUGGUCCAUAUGGAGACAGUCUACGAGAGCUGGACCAUGUCAUUGGGCAGAUACUGGAAGCAGUUAAUACAGAUUUUCACAAAAACACACUUGUGUGGUUUGCUGGUACGUAUGCUUUGGAUAUAUUUUCUACCCUGAUUUCACUGGCAAAUGCAAGCCUGCCUCCAAACAGACGCUAUGAUAGUUUGGAUAUAACAGAGGUGCUAUUUGGCCAGUCAGACUAUGGUCAUCAGGCGCUUUUCCACCCAAACAGUGGAGCAGCUGGACGAUUUGGGAAUUUGCAGACUAUUCGUCUGAAGCAGUAUAAGGCUUUCUACCUCACAGGUGGUGCCAGAGCUUGUAAAGGUAAGGAAGGACCAGAACAACAACAUGACCCACCUUUGAUAUUCAACCUGUUGAACGAUACUGCUGAAUUCCUACCUCUAGAUCCUGCUACUCCAGAAUACCGUGCUGUGUUGCCACAGAUAAAAGUGACGCUUAAUAACGUCCUCUUAGACAUCUCUACAGAUAACAUCUCCUUGGCUGAUUAUUCACAUGAUCCAUCUGUGAUUCCAUGCUGUCAACCAAAGCAUGUAGUGUGUAGGUGUCAGGACAAGGCCUGAAUCCCAUUUCUUUAUUUUAAUUAUUAUUGUUUGGAAUGGGUAGUUGCUGAGGUGAUUGGAAUCUUUGAAGCUUAAAUAGAAUAUGGGAUAUAACUGCUGAAAUGAGCAAAUAAAAUUGUGUAUGGGUAAGUAUCUCUUAAAUCAACAAAUAUUGCUUCACAUACCAUUAAUUAUAAUUAAGUUAAUUAUAUAUGAAUGAAAUAACAAAGUAGAUUGUAGGGAAGGUGAUGGCCUAGUGGUAUUAUUGCUGGACUGUUAGUCCAGAGACCCAGAUAAUGUCCUGGGAACCUGGGUUCGAAUCCCACCAUGGCAGUCAGUGGAAUUUGAAUUCAAUAAAUAUCUGGAAUUAAGAGUCCAAUGAUGACUGUGAAUCCAUUGUCGAUUGUUGGAAAAAGCCACCUGGUUCACUAAUGCCCUUUAGGGAAGGAAACUGCCAUCCUUACCUGGUCUGGACUACAUGUGACUCCAGACCCACAGCAAUGUGAUUGACUCUUAACUGCCCUCUAGGUAAUUAGGGAUGGGCAAUAAAUGCUGCCUAGCCAGCGACACCCUCAUCCCAUGAGUGAAUAAAUAAUAAAGAUCAAUUAAAGCACCAUAUCCAGCUAACAUAUGAACAUAUAUCUGUGAUGUACUUUCUCAUUGGGCAAUAUGAUAGGGCUCUGGAGCCUGGGCAGGAGAUGUGGCACAAUCUCAACUGUAAAGUGAAGGGCAUCUGCCAGAAAUAUUAGUUCUUAAAAAUCUAUUCAUAGGACGUGGGUGGAGGUCACUGGACCAGCAUUUAUUGUCUCUUCCUAUUUGCCCUUCAGAAGAUGGGUGAGCUGCUUUUGUGAACCAUAGCAAUCCAUUUUCUUUAGGGUAGACCCACAAUGCCAUUAGGGAGGAAGUUUCAGGAUCUUGACCCAGCAACACUGAAAGAACAGCGAUACGUUUCUAAGUUUGGGUGAUGAGUGGCUUGGAGGGGAACAGUGGGAAUAUCACAGUCUGCUAAUGGAAACACAUUCCGACUGUACCUUCAUGCAGAUCCCAUUGGACUUCUUCAAUCUUUCUUUAUUUUUUUAAUUUUCUACUUUUAUAGUCUAUGUUUUGGUUUAUUUUUCUGUGUUUUAAGAUUGUCCCGGAGAGUGGCGACACUAUACAACACUUUUCACUGUAUUUUGUAACAAAAUGAACAUGGCAAUAAAUAAAUCAAAUUAAAUCAAAUUAACCUUCCUUGCAUUCUCAUACAUGGCUCAGACAAGCCAUGAAAUAUAGGAGUUCAAAAUAAGUCUGGCAUUGAGGAUCUGCAUUCUAAAGCCCAAAAUAUUUUUGUGGAAAGGACAAAACAGAAUUAGAAUUAGAAUUAGCUUUAUGGUCACAUGUACUCACAUGAGUACAGUGAAAUGUUUGCAAGCUGCCAUUUAUGUCGCCAUCUUAGAUACAAAGGUACCUAGGUAUAGAUUCUUCAGUACAAAUUCUUCAGAAAAAAAUUAGAAAAGUAAAGAAAUGAAAAGUUCAGAUAACAGUCCCUCCAACCCAGUCUUCACUGGCACCUAGCUUCCAAUCUGAGCCAGGUGUCACCUCCAGACUGCACCAGGCUUCACCUCAAAAAAGAGAAGAAAUGGUUGGAGCGAAUGAGCUCCAGCUGAGGAGUCCCAAUCCGCCGCCAUUUUGAAACACAUGAGCCACAAGUGAAUAAGGAGAAAGCUAUUGAUGGGAACCCACAGUGGAAAAUUCAAAGAAACUGCCAAAAGGGGAUAAAAAAAAACUGCCAGUUUCUACUACACAUAUUUGUCUUCUAUUCCCAGUUAUACUGUUCUGCCCAUCAAUUCACAAUGCCUUUCCUAGGACAGAGAAACCUCUGAAAAUGUGUUGAGUGCUCGCAGCUCACUGCGAUUACAGCAGUGAGGCCUGGGGUCUAAUUUCAGGCAUGUCUUAGGCUACCAGCUCCUGUUGCAGGCUCAACCUGCAACAUUCACCCAUUAUCCCAGUGCAGAUUGGUCCCUGGUCAAGUGACACUUUGAUUUUGAAAUUCACACCCUUGUUUUGAAAUCGUCUAUGGCCUUCUCCUACUUUGACCCCACAACCCUGCAAGAUAUUGUGCUCCUUUAAUUCUGAUCCCUUGAGCAUCAAUGAUUUUAAUUGUUCCGUUAUUGGUGUUUGUGCCUUCAACUGCUUCCACCCGAGGUCUUGGAAUUCCUUCCUGAAAGAAGCCUCUAGACCUUUAUAUCUUCCAUCAGGAUGAUAAUUAAAAUGUGCAUUCUUGUCUAGUUUGUUGGCCAUCUGCCUUAUUAUUAUUUACCAAAUGCAAAUCCCCAAAGUUAAAUGAUGGCCUCCUCCUCUGCUCAGUUUAAGGCAGUUUGUCUGCUACUUAAUCUGUAGAAGUGUUUUUCAUAAAUAUGCAACAUUGUUUGUGUUUCUCCACAAGAGUAUAAGAGGAUUGUACUCCGGUCUCGGAGGUGUCUGCACAGGGAUCCUGGCUUGCCCUGGAACCUAUUUCAUAAGGACCACUCUCACCUUGGUAGUUCAAAACCUGGUGAGGUUUGCCACAAAGAAUUUGUGAGUGACCUCCCACAUUUCCAGUUCUAAUCCACAGGAUAUUGUCUGUCCAUCUUGCUUUGGAAGGUGGCUGCACAUGGGAUGUCAAGAUGGACACUUGGCAGUAGGUGGAUUGAACAGGUCGUCAUGGCAUGGUAAAUGGGGUGCAGUACAAGUCGUCUAAACCAGCUUGUGAAUUUCUGUCAGUUGGCAGAUCUUUUGGGCAAUGAUAUUUGUGAGGACAGGAAUCAAGGGAAGGGUUUGGCUAUAAUGUGCAUUAUUACAAUCACUUGAGUGUCAACAAAAUGCCUGCAUGAUGACCUAUGGCAGACAGGUGUACAGUAUUCAGUUAUAGAGUAAAUGAUGGGACAAGUCCUAUUUAGAGUCUCUUUCAAGUAUGGUGGCUUUAAUCUCUGACCAUCAAUGUACUAAUGCAGUUCUCUUCUGACACUGACAUUGUGGUGGUGGGACACGCUGAGCAUAGUUUUAAGGGAUUCAGGGUGAGACACUGAUUUUAUGGCCACCUGCCUUAGUGACACGAAAUGUGUCUUGAUAACAAAUUUUGCUUUCUAAUGCACUUGUUACAAACUUUGGAAUAUUUUAUUAUUUUAA